UUCUUUUCUUUGCUUGUAACUUUGAACUAUGUAUGAUGUCUGUGCUGGAUUGGUGACUCAGUUCCUUCACAGUAACACAUACUUAUCAUCAUUUAUAUAUGCCUAUUGAUUUGGAAGGACAAGUGGCUUCAACACUUGCAUUCAUAUCUACUUUCAAGUCCCUUCAAAACUUUCAAAACACAACAUGGGCUAUUGGAAGUCCAAGGUUCUUCCCAAGAUCAAGAAGGUUUUCGAGAAGAAUACCUCCAAGAAAGCUGCUGCUGCUGAGGCCACCAAGUCCUUCGAUGACUCUAAGGAGGAAUACAACAAAGUGUUUGAAGAAAAGAAGACUGAACUUCAAACUAAAGUGGUUGAAAUAUAUGAGGCUUCACCAACUGAAAUCAAGAGUUUGGUUAAAGAACGCAAAGAAGGAGGGCUAAAGAAGAACACCACAGAAGUUCACAAGUUCCUAGAAGAGCUUGUUAAAAUUGAUUUCCCUGGAUCAAAGGCGGCAUCUGAAGCAUCUUCUAAGUUUGGACCAACCUUGGCUUCGAGUUCGGUUUUCUUUGUGUUUGAGAAGGUGUCAACUUUCGUUGUUACAGAAGAGAAAGAAGAGAAGGGUGAAACUAAAACAGAAGAAACAAGUAGUACUGUUGUCCAAGAGAGAGAGAUAGUGGUUGAAGAGGAGAAAAAGGAAGAUGAGAAAGCACAAGUAAUAGAGACAAGUGGCGAGAAAAAGGUGGAAGAACAACCAGCUGAAGCUGCUGCAAAAGAGGAAGAGAAAUCUACUGAAGCAGCUGAGAAAGAAGAAGCAGCAAAGGCUUGAAAAUUUGGUACAGAAAAAGAUGUAGCUGCUUUCUUGAAGGAUGCAGCAGAUAUACUGUACUCUUAGUUUGGAUAUACUGAAAAUUGUGACAUAGCAUUCCCUUAUUCUUUUAUUCCUGUGUAAAAUCGGUUUUGUGGUGCUUAGUUUGAUUUUGCUGCAGAUUUGGUGAUUAGUAUGCAUGUGAAUGUUGUAUGGUGAAUUGUUUUGUAAUUUUCACUUUGAUUUCUCAUUCAAGAAAUUGUAAUAAUAAUUGGUUCAUGGAACCCUUCCUGUA
Vigna angularis (adzuki bean) is the source of this 1079-nucleotide messenger RNA. Its product is annotated as plasma membrane-associated cation-binding protein 1. The coding region runs from base 185 to 805 and encodes 206 amino acids. Gene Ontology annotation, cellular component: plasma membrane. The transcript is spliced from 4 exons. NCBI's taxonomy places the organism in Eukaryota, Viridiplantae, Streptophyta, Magnoliopsida, Fabales, Fabaceae. The record is from RefSeq and is a predicted model, not a curated record.